Chironomus riparius is the source of this 1147-nucleotide messenger RNA. Lineage: Eukaryota; Metazoa; Arthropoda; Insecta; Diptera; Chironomidae. The record is from the annotation of a GenBank genome assembly.
UCAAGCUUCAAUGAAAAUUGCAUCAAAAGGAAAAAUCUUAUUUGAAUUUACUGUGAAAAUGCAAUUUUCUUAAGCUCAUAAAGUCGUCUUUUUUUGCGUGCAUAAUGUAAGAGUAUUGAAAUUUAGGAUGUCUUCAUCGAACGCAACGAAAAGUCGUCGACGAACUUAUUCGGAAGAUUCUCACAAACAACUUAUAGUAAAGAGUGAUGAAGUAGUAGGAGCGUUGAAGAAAAGUCUUUCAUCAACCUUAGAAUUACCCAUAUCAAAGAACGAUUUAUCGACGGGAAGCUACGAUGAUUCAUUAGAAGACUUAUUUAAUAACGCAAUGACACUAAAAGUUGCGAAUACAAGGCAUUACUAUUGUGAUAUAUUCUCUCGUCAAUCUGUUGGAUCUGAAGAAGGUAAUUCGAGUAGUCCUGAUAUCGAUGAUGAGUGCAUAAAUUUUCUUGCGAGCAUUCCAAACGGCUGUGAAAUAAUUCAACUUAUACCAAAAAAACCUACUGCUGUCAUUCCAAAUGCAAUGUAUCAGCCAGAUUGUACAAAUAUACAAAAUAUGAGAAUAUUAAAAUCAUCAUGCUCUGCAUUCCGGGAUAUUUCGGAAAUUAAUAAAAUUACAAAAUCACAGACUGACAACGAUGAUAAUGAAGAUGAUGGUAAAAAGGAAGAAGUCGAGAGGAAGGAAGUUUUCGAUGGUGCAAGUUCAUCUAGUCACGCUUGAAAAAUGGGGAAUAAUCACAAAUAAUAAAAAAUUAAUAAUCAAUAUAAAUACAGACGACACACAAACAAAUACACACACACACAAUACACACAUAUACAACUAUCUUCUUUAAAUACACACAAAACAAAGUGAUACCUGAGAUCAUUUCAAAUCUAAUCAUUCAUCAUCAAUCAUUCUAAGAAUGAAGUUUAAUAAGAUAUUAAAAUUUAAACACAACCUGUAACGAAGAGGCUUAAGACAUGAGGUAAUGAGAAAAUGAAUUUGAGAAACUCAAAAUUUUCUUCUUUUUUAAAAGGAACAAAAAAAUAAAUAAAGUCACUGCUUCCUUGUCAGUGACUUGUGCGCAUUUUUGUCGAAGUACGGAUCGUUAAGGAUCUCAUGUUAAUAAAAAUUACUAUUUAGGAUAUAAAAGAAUUUGGUAUAUCCAUC